Molecule: messenger RNA, 2819 nt
Organism: Adineta steineri
Lineage: Eukaryota; Metazoa; Rotifera; Eurotatoria; Adinetida; Adinetidae
Source: the annotation of a GenBank genome assembly
GAACAUCAGCUAAAUUAAAAGAACAAUAUGGAUCAGGUUAUAAAUUGGUUAUUAAUAAACAUAGUAGCUGUCGUAUAAAUGAUAUUAAAACUGAAUUACGUAGUUAUUUACCAGAAUUAAAAGUUGAAACAGAUAUAUCGGGUGGUGAUGUCGUCUUUCGUACAAAUCAACAACCAAAUGAUCAAUUUGUUCAAGCAUUACAUCAUCUUGAAUCAAUGAAAAGAAAUAAUCGAAUUAAAAAUUAUGGAGUACAAAAUAGUACUAUGGAUGAUGUAUUCUUAAAAAUUACAAGAGAUACAGAAGUUAAAUAUGAUUCAAACUCAACAUCCCUUUAUACUAAUACGAUCGAAAAACAAUGUCGUCAUGUAUUUCAUCAUCAACGUUUUCUUUCUGGUCCUCGUUAUUAUUUAAGUCAGUUUCAUGGAUUAUUAGUAAAAACUGUACUUGUUCGUUAUCGUCGUUGGGGAUUAACACUUCUUGUUUUAUUAUUACCAAUUUUAUAUAAUCUUUUAUUAAAUUUAAUAUUUCAAAGUCAAAGUGAUACAGGAGUUUUUAAAAUGAAUAUCAAUUCUCUUAAUCCACAAACAAUUUUAUAUCAUACUGAUCCGAGUAUGAAUAAAUAUUUUCUUGCAUCUAUUAAUGGUGCAAAACUUGAAGAAGGACCAGAAAAUAUAUUUGAAAUGAAUGAUAAGAUUUUGAAAAAACGAAUGGAUCGUCUAUAUACAUAUACAGAUAUUUAUCUUGGUUUUAAUAUUCCUUCACCAGCUGGAGACACUUAUAAGAUUCAAGCAUUAUCAUCAAAUUUAAUAUCAGGUUAUGAAGUUAUUUCUCUUGCAUCAAAUACAUUCUAUAAACAUGCAUUAAAUGAUUCAAGUGCAUCGAUUCAAACAACACUUGUCUAUAGAAAAAAGAGAAGAGAUUUUACUGGAGGACCAUCGCUUGGUCAAAUACUGGAUAUAUUUAGUCAGUCAUCAUGUUUUAGAAAAAUAUUACCAACAUCACUUUUGUUUGAUUUGUUUAUAUUCUAUAUUUUGUUCUUUUACACAACUGUAUUUUUAAUCAGUGAACGGAAAGAUAACUUUUUAUCAUUACUGAAUAUUAGUGGUUUACAUCCAGCAUCAUAUUGGUUAUUUACUUAUCUAUUUGAUAUGAUAAUAUCUGUUAUAUGGUUUUGUUAUUUACUUGCAAUUUAUCGUAUAUUUGAUGUUUCUUUUAAUGAUCAACCAAAAGAGAAACCUUCAGUACAAAAUGUAGAUGAAAUUCUUAGUUCAUGGGAUUUCCGUGUACAAUUUUAUCGAUUAUCAAUUUUAACAGCAUUACCAACAUUACCCUUUGCUUAUUUAUUAACAAAACUUUUUAAAAAUGAUAUUCUCGGUGGUAUAACCAUAUGUUUUGUAUUAAUAAUUCUUCAUUCUACAAAUAUUAUUUUCUCAGUUUUAAGAACACAUAUUAUAAGUAUAUCUGUUCAAAAACUUUUAUAUUGGCUAUUUAGUAUCAUAUUUCCAACUAUCAAUUCACAAGCUAUAAUAACUCAUAUCUUAGCACAUGAAAGUCAAUUCUGUAAAGUAGUGAUUGCAGAGAUUAAAGCAGACCCUAGUGACGAUACAUCAUAUUUUGAACCUAUUGGUGAUGAUACAAUGUGUUGGAAUAUAGUUAUUCUUGUUUUACAUAUAGUUAUAUUCUUAUUCUUAUUAAUUAUCAUUGAUAGUGGUUUAUUACAAUUUUCAUUUUCAUCUUCCUAUAAAUCAAAUUUUAAUGAAAAUACUCUUGAUGAUGAUGUUUUAGCUGAACGUCAUCGAGUUUUAGGAACGCAAACAUAUACAUUUGAAGAUGAAGAAAAUGUUGAUCAUUUAAUAGUUAAAAAUCUUGUUAAAUAUUAUCCAAGAAGAAAAACUUUAGCUGUUGAUCAUUUAACAUUUAGUGCAAGACGUGGAGAAGCAUUUGGUUUACUUGGUUAUAAUGGUGCUGGUAAAACAACAACAUUUCGUACUAUAAUUAGUGAUAUAAUAUCAACACACGGCGCAGCUUAUAUAGAUGGACAAAGUAUUCGUCGUCGUGUAAGAUCUACACGUCAUUUAGGUUAUUGUCCACAACAAGAUUGUAGUAUGGAUUUUCUAACUGUUCGAGAUAGUCUUUAUCUAAUAGCCCGUAUACGUGGCGUUGAAACAUCACGUUUAAAAUCAAUUGUUGAAACAAUGAGUUCAUUAUUUUUACUUGAUCCUUUUCUAAAUAAUUAUAUUCAUCAAUUAAGUGGUGGAACAAAACGUCGAUUACAUACUGCCAUAGCAUUAAUUGGACCACCAUUAGUAGCUAUUCUUGAUGAACCAACAACUGGUGUUGAUCCAAAUGCACGUCAACAAAUGCAAGAAAUAUUUUUAAAUGCCGUUAAAGCUAAAUUAACUAUUAUUCUAACAAGUCAUUCAAUGGAUGAAUGCGAACGUGUUUGUAAUCGUCUUGGUAUAAUGGUUCGUGGUCAAUUCGCUUGUUUAGGUACAAUUCAACAUUUAAAAUCUAAAUUUGGUCGAGGUUAUACAAUUGAAAUUAAAGUUCAUACAACUCCUGAAGAUGCAAAUGCAGUAAUAAUACAAAAUGUUCAAAGAUUUUUAUUAUCACAACGACAAUAUCAAAUUGAAGUUAAAGAAAUAACACAUUCAACAGGUUUAUUUCAAUGCGGGCAAGGUACACCGGCUGAGUUAUUUCAAUUGCUUGAAGAAAAUAAACAACAAUUACAAAUUGAAACAUAUACAAUAUCACAAACAACACUUGAACACGUAUUUUUAUCAUUUGGAAAACAAAUUCAAACUAGUGCAGAUGAAUAA